ACAGGUGAAUAUUAUAAAAAGAUAUAUGAACUUUCUAAAAGAUUAACAAAUUAUUUUAAUACAGAAGAAGGACAAAAAACUGUUCAUAAUAUAUCAUCUCAGUUACCAAAGGUACAUAAUUUUUUACCUAAUAAAAAAGGAGAACAAAAUCCAAAUAAUUUUACUGUUGCUAUUUGUACUGGUGGUGGACCAGGAUUUAUGGAAGCAGCUAAUAAAGGAAGUAAAGAAGCUAAUGGAAGAUCAUUGGGAUUUAUGAUUUCAUUACCUUUUGAAAAGGGAGCUAAUCAAUAUGUUGAUCGAAAUUUAUCUUUUAAAUUUCAUUAUUUUUUUACCAGAAAAUUUUGGUUAAUUUAUUUAUCGUUAGCAUUUAUUGUAUUGCCAGGAGGAUUUGGUACGUUAGAUGAAUUAAUGGAAAUAUUAACUUUAAAACAAUGUAAGAAAUUUAAAAGAAAUGUACCUAUUGUAUUAAUAGGAAAAGAUUUCUGGUCAGGCAUUUUGAAUUUUAAAAAAUUAGCUGAAUAUGGUCUUAUAUCUCCGGAUGAUUUAAAUGGUAUAUUUAUAACGGAUUGUAUUGAUGAAGCAUAUAAUCAUGUAAUUACCCAUUUAAAAAAACCUUGUUAUUUGGCUGAUGGUAAAUAA
Molecule: messenger RNA, 639 nt
Organism: Plasmodium gaboni
Lineage: Eukaryota; Apicomplexa; Aconoidasida; Haemosporida; Plasmodiidae
Product: putative lysine decarboxylase-like protein
Exons: 1
Cellular component (GO): cytosol
Source: RefSeq, a predicted model, not a curated record